Panonychus citri (citrus red mite) is the source of this 2180-nucleotide messenger RNA. RefSeq names its product ATPase family AAA domain-containing protein 3-B-like (gene bor). Gene Ontology annotation, cellular component: mitochondrion. The transcript has 3 exons. Gene Ontology annotation, biological process: mitochondrion organization. The record is from RefSeq and is a predicted model, not a curated record. The coding region runs from base 143 to 1957 and encodes 604 amino acids. Gene Ontology annotation, molecular function: ATP binding; zinc ion binding; ATP hydrolysis activity. NCBI's taxonomy places the organism in Eukaryota, Metazoa, Arthropoda, Arachnida, Trombidiformes, Tetranychidae.
GCGGUUAACCCUAAGCACGUGUUUGUAUUGAUAUUUUUACUUUUUGGUAAAUUGUUGUUACUUUUUUCCUUGUUGAUUAUUUUGUAUUUUUGUUGUUUAUUUCUAAUUACAAGUGAACUGUUUGUGUGCCAUAUCAACUUAAAUGUCUUGGUUAUUUGGUACAAGAUCUUCCUCCGCGGAUCAAAAUGUUCCUCCAGGUUUUCCUUCUGGUGGUGUUGCUGGUGGAGGUGGUGAGGGAAGUGGUGGUCUCGGUGGGGAUAAGGAUGGUAAAGAUGGUAAAGGUUUCUCUGUUCCCAAGGGAUACAAUUUCGAUUCAACUGGAUUAGAAAGAGCUGCCAGAGCGGCCAAAGAAUUAGAGAAAUCAGCUCAUGCUAAACAGGCGUUUGAAUUGUCUAAGAUGCAAGAGUCAACUAAACAAAUGGAACUUCAAUCCAAGGUUAAAGAGUAUGAGGCUGCAUUGGAACAAGCGAAAGUUGAACAGAAACGAAUUGAUUAUGAGGAGAGAAGGAAAACUUUAGCUGAAGAGACUAAGCAACAUCAAGCUCGUGCUCAAUAUCAAGAUCAAUUGGCUAGGAAACGAUAUGAUGAUCAAUUGAUUCAACAACAACGAGCCAAUGAAGAGAAUCUCCGUCGACAAGAGGAAUCAGUGGCUAAACAGGAAGCCAUGAGAAAGGCAACAAUUGAACAUGAGAUGGAUCUUAGAACUAAAAAUGAUACCAAAAGAAUAGAAGCUGAAAUGAAGGCUAAAGCUGUUGUAGAAAGAGAGAAUCGUGAUAUUUACCUUGAACAGAUUCGGGUUAAAGCAGCUGAACAAAGGGUCACCGUUUUAGAGUCAAUUAGAACCGCUGGUCAAGUUUUAGGUGAAGGAUUUAAAGGAUUCAUCUCAGACUGGGAUAGAGUUACAUCAACAGCCGCAAGUUUAACCUUAAUUGCUGCCGGUGUUUAUUCAGCCAAAUAUGGUAUUAGUAUUGUUGGUCGUUCCAUUGAAUCGAGAAUUGGUAAACCUUCCCUCGUUCGUGAUACCUCAAGGUUAAAUGUGAUGGAUAUGGUUCGACAUCCAAUCGAUAGUUCAAAACGAAUGGUUCUUAGUCGUAAACCGGAAGAUGCCCUGAAAGGAGUUAUUUUAAGGCCCUCACUAGAGGAGAGACUACGUGAUGUUGCCAUCGCCACUCGAAAUACUAAAAGAAAUCGUGGUUAUUAUCGUAAUAUACUUUUCUAUGGACCCCCUGGUACUGGUAAAACACUUUUCGCCAGGAAACUUGCUCAACAUUCGGGUAUGGAUUAUGCUAUACUAAGUGGUGGUGAUGUUACACCCAUGGGUGCUGAAGGUGUUACUGCCAUUCAUAAGGUGUUCAAUUGGGCCAAUACUUCACGAAGAGGACUUUUACUGUUUGUCGAUGAGGCUGAUGCCUUCCUCCGUAAACGAAGUUCAAUCAAUAUGUCCGAAAAUAUGAGAGCCACUUUGAACGCUUUCCUUUACCGUACCGGUGAACAGUCAUCUAAAUUUAUGAUGGUUUUAGCAUCUAAUACACCCGAACAUUUUGAUUGGGCUGUUAACGAUCGUAUCGACGAAGUAGUUGAAUUCCAAUUACCAACAUUAGAAGAACGUGAAAGACUAGUCCGUCUUUAUUUCGAUAAAUUUGUACUUCAACCCGCCGCUCAAAGAAAGAGACGACUAAAAGUAGACCAAUUCGAUUACGCCAGUUCGUGUUCUAAAAUAGCUUCAAUGACCGAUGGCCUUUCUGGUCGUGAAAUAUCUAAAUUAGGUGUUGCCUGGCAGGCUUCAGCUUAUGCUUCUUACGAUGGUAUUCUAACUGAGAAAAUGUUAUUUGAUCGAGUUCACGAUAUAAUUAGUCAACAUCAACAAAAGAUCUUAUGGGAAACGGAAGAUGAAGCCCGAAAACGGAUUCCAUUGACCUCCAAGGAAGCCUCUUACACCGUUGUCACAUCUAAUUAACUAAUUAUGUAGAUUAAGUUAUUAGUUAAUUCACUUUCCUUUUGCUUCUAGUGUUAUUUCAAUCCCAGUGCAUUUGACUAUAUUGCUCUUAUCACGACAAUUAACACUCGUUGAUUGUUGUCCCAACAACCAACUUAAAUCAUAAACUUUUAAUUGUAAAAGUUUCUGUUUAAAUAUAUAUAAAAGCUAUAUAUAUGUUUAUAUAUAUUUAAUUUAAAUUUGA